Messenger RNA from Lactuca virosa, 303 nucleotides. Lineage: Eukaryota; Viridiplantae; Streptophyta; Magnoliopsida; Asterales; Asteraceae. The record is from the annotation of a GenBank genome assembly.
AUGAUCAUCUUCCUAACUCUCCCCGACCUUGAUGCACUUAGGAAAGGUCUUAUCAUCGUUACAACUAGCCUCCUCAAACCCUUUCUUUCCGAUGUACCCUUUUGCCUCUUUUUUCUAGCAGUCAUCUAUUGGAAGUACGAAUCGAUGCCCAACUAUGAAUCUCAGAACUGCUCACCAUCGGAGCACCUUCACUACCAGAAAUUGAUCAACAAGAGUCAACGCUUAUCUUCUACUGGAUCUUGUACUCUAUUACGAAGCUUGUUUUUCGUGUUGACCACCUCCAAUAACGAAUUAAGAAGUUGA